Messenger RNA from Zingiber officinale, 1714 nucleotides. Its product is annotated as trimethyltridecatetraene synthase-like. Lineage: Eukaryota; Viridiplantae; Streptophyta; Magnoliopsida; Zingiberales; Zingiberaceae. Gene Ontology annotation, molecular function: oxidoreductase activity, acting on paired donors, with incorporation or reduction of molecular oxygen; heme binding; monooxygenase activity. The coding region runs from base 64 to 1596 and encodes 510 amino acids. The transcript has 2 exons. The record is from RefSeq and is a predicted model, not a curated record.
AUAUAUGGCUCCCUUCCUCAGUGUCUGCACCGGCAUCUCACUUCGAUCCUCCGAUCUCCACCAAUGGCGUUCCCCCAAUGGGCUAUAACCUUAGCAAUCGUGCUCGCCGCCGCCGUCGCGCUUAUUCGGCGGAGACGAGGAUGGACCGUUCUCAACCUGCCGCCGGGCCCCCGGCCGUGGCCCAUCAUCGGCAACCUCAACCUCAUCGGCAGCCUACCCUUCCGCUCCCUCCACGAUCUAUCCAAAAAGUACGGUCCCCUCAUGUCCCUCCGCUUCGGGUCCUUUCCUGUCGUCGUCGGAUCCUCCGUCUCCAUGGCCAAGUUCUUCCUCAAGACUCACGACAUCUCCUUUGCGUCCCGCCCCCAAACCGCCGCCGGCGAGUACACCACCUACAACUACUCCGACAUCACCUGGUCUCCCUACGGCCCUUACUGGCGCCAGGCCCGCAAGAUAUGCCUCCUGGAGCUUUUCAGCGCCAAGCGUCUCGACUCCUACGAGUACAUCCGGGUGGAGGAGGUGCGAGCCCUGAAUCGCGCCCUGUUCGCCGCCGCCUCCUCUGCCUCUCCUGUCCUCCUCAAGGACCACCUCUCCACCGUCAGCCUCAGCGUCAUCACCCGCAUGGUUCUGGGGAAGAAGUACUUCGACCCGACGGUGGAGAGCGCGAUCGUGUCGCCGGAGGAGUUCAAGGAGAUGAUCGACGAAUUGUUUCUGCUGAACGGUGUGAUGAACAUUGGGGAUUCGAUCCCCUGGCUGAAUUUCUUGGAUCUCCAAGGAUAUAUCGGGCGGAUGAAGAAGCUGAGCCGCAAGUUCGAUAGGUUCCUGGAGCACGUUCUCGACGAGCACAACGAGCGGCGCCGGCGCGAGGGUACGGAGUUCGUGGCCAAGGACAUGGUCGAUGUGCUCCUGCAACUCGCCGAUGAUCCCAAUUUGGAGGUCAAACUUGAGAGGCACGGCGUCAAGGCAUUCACCCAGGAUAUAAUUGCCGGUGGCACAGAUACCUCAGCGGUAUCUUUGGAGUGGGCCUUCUCGGAGCUCUUGCGUCGUCCCGAGGUGUUUGAGAAGGCGUCGGAGGAGCUGGACCACGUCGUUGGCCGCGGACGGUGGGUUGAGGAGCGCGACAUCCCCAGCCUACCCUACAUCCAGGCGAUCGUGAAGGAGACGAUGCGGCUCCACCCGGUGGCGCCGCUGCUGAUUCCUCGCAUCUCCCGCGAGCAGACCACCGUCGACGGCUACAAUAUCCCCGCUGGUACGCGGGUGCUGGUGAGCGUGUGGGCCAUCGGGCGGGACCCGACGGUGUGGGACCAUCCGGAGGAAUUCCGGCCUGAGCGGUUCGAGGGUAGAACGCUGGACGUUAAAGGGCAUGAUUACGAGCUGCUGCCCUUUGGCGCCGGCCGGCGGAUGUGCCCCGGUUACAACCUCGGGCUCAAGGUCAUCCAGCUCAGUCUCGCCAAUCUGGUGCACGGGUUCCGUUGGAAUCUGCCUGCGGGGAUGAAGGCGGAGGAGCUGAGUAUGGAGGAGAUAUUUGGGCUGUCGACGCCGAAAAAAGAACCGCUGCUUGUGGUGGUGGAGCCGAAGCUCCCGGUUCACCUUUAUUGACAGUUAUUAUAUAUAUAUAUAUAAAAUAAGAAUGUUCUUCGCGAGCAAUUUUAUGUGAAGCAAUUCCAAAAAUAAUAAUAAUAAUAAAGUAUGGGCUUUUGCUUAAAAAUUAUUAUUA